CUUGCAAUGGCUGGGGUAAACAACCCCCGUGAAGCAGCAGAGACUCUGGUCGCUUUGAGACAGCAACAAGAACUCCUCCAGAAGCUUAUUGAACAACAAGAACAGAUGAGAGCAUUGAGAGGGAGACAGGCUGCUCUUUUAGCGCUUCAACAAGAUGCUGAGUCCAAACUGGCAACAACACGACAGAAGAGUAAUGAAGCUCGUUCUGUUUCUAAUGCUUUGGAGGAAGCUGCAGUUAGCAUGACAAACAGGGUAGAAUCCCUGUCAAAGUCCAGUGGUGCCACAGGAAGUAAUGCCUCUAGACAGCAACAGGCAGAUCCAGAACUUCUUGACAUUAGGCAACAGUUACAAUAUCUGAAGAAUGAGCUGAAAUCACAGGAUCAGAAUACACAAGCUCAGGCUGCCAGUGGUCGUAAUUUGCAGAGCAAUCGUCCAAAAGAUGUCAGACCUAAAAACCAGCCUCCACCUAGACCCCCAUCACCAAAGUUUGCUGACAGACCAACAAAUGAGAGAGAAGCCCAGUUGGUCAGAGAUAUGGUUCCUCCAACUGAAAUGAGUAAAGACCAACUUCAGGAAAGAUUGAAUGACCUUCUGGGCAAGAAAGAUAAAUUGGACAAACUGAUUCAAGAGGAGUUUUCUAAUCCAAUGUUACCAAUGCCAACAGCACAAAUGAAUCGUGAUGAACUGCAGACCAAAUUAAGAGAGUUGCAGGGAAAGAAGAAAAGAAUGGAUUCUAUGCUACAAGAGUUACAUACCUUGAGAAACAAUCCGGCCUUUCUGCUGAACAAUGCUUCAUCAGAAGCAGGUAUGAGAACAGCCCUGAUUCCACCAACAUCUGAGAUGGAUCCUGUGGCAGCCUCGUCCGAGGGUACAGACAAUCUUGCUAAUGGUGUCCUGGAAAUGAUAGAUGCUAGGCAGAAAAUGCAAAAGUUGAAUGAAGUAAAGGACAGACUGUCUCAGCUCAAGUCGUUAGUUCACAUGUAUGAGAGUACAGAAGGUGCAGCAGGCAACCUGGAGCAAUUGGAAAAUGAUGAUCAAACCUCUGUACCAGCUUAUAGUGACUAUGGUGCAGAAGCUGAAGUUUCGAGGGAUAGAUUACCUGAAAGAGAACAAAAACAAGUGAAAGCAGCUGUAAAACCACAAAUUAACAUCCCAGUGCGUCCACAGCAACAAGUGCUAGAAGAUUCAGAUGAAAACAACAGUUCAUCCUCAUCAUCAUCAUCUUCAGGCAGCGAGACAGAAUCACAAUUGUCAAGUCUGGGACCUUGGGGAGAUGAUCCAGAAAUACAAGAAAAAGUCCA
Ruditapes philippinarum (Manila clam) is the source of this 1301-nucleotide messenger RNA. Its product is annotated as pericentriolar material 1 protein-like. Gene Ontology annotation, biological process: protein localization to centrosome; cilium assembly; intraciliary transport involved in cilium assembly. Gene Ontology annotation, cellular component: centriolar satellite; centrosome; centriole. The record is from RefSeq and is a predicted model, not a curated record. NCBI's taxonomy places the organism in Eukaryota, Metazoa, Mollusca, Bivalvia, Venerida, Veneridae.